Messenger RNA from Coprinopsis cinerea okayama7#130, 186 nucleotides. RefSeq lists its product as hypothetical. The coding region runs from base 1 to 186 and encodes 61 amino acids. The transcript has a single exon. The record is from RefSeq and is a predicted model, not a curated record. NCBI's taxonomy places the organism in Eukaryota, Fungi, Basidiomycota, Agaricomycetes, Agaricales, Psathyrellaceae.
AUGCCUGAGGGCCACAAAAGAGCGGAGACUGGCCGAGGUGGACGCGAAGACGAGUACGAGCGGGACGCGCCUCGAAGUUCGAUCGAGCGCCCGUCGGGAGUGUCGGCAAAACCCGAACCGCGGGAAGAUUUUGUGCGCCGGUUCCCGGCAUUCGAGUUGGCGAGCUUGCCUGGUCGCGUUGCUUGA